AGUUCCCGCGUACUCUCAGCUCGUUGGAGACUUUCAGGUUAUUUUCUUUCUCUUCUCUUUUCUCACGUACACCAUUAACUCGCUUAAACCCGCCGAGGUCAGUAAACUGCCGCGAUGUCACAGCACGCCAGCCCUGUCUUCACCAAACCGGCGGAUUACUAUCCGCCGAGCGACGCGCAGGAGGACCUCGACGAGCGCCUUGUGAACGUCGCCGAUGCCCUCCCCCCCCCUCCUCCCACUGGUGCGUCACAGCCACAGCGGUCGCGGAACGUGCCAGAUCAGUACUCCCCUUCCUCCUCUCCUCCAACGCAGCGGAACGCAGGAGCUCCUGCGAGCCGCUACGCGGCUACGAACGACAUCCCCGUCAACCUCACCGCCACCAAGUUUCGUCACCGGCCCUGGCACUACUCCUUAUGCGUCUCAUGUAAAGAGAUGGACUCGUGCGCCGAGGCGUGCUGCUGCCUCUAUUGCCAGCUGAGUCGUCAGUGCAACAUGUUCGUGGCCAACAAGCGAGAAAUCCACUGGCCAUACUGCCUCCUCAUGACCUUCACGGACCUAUGCGCGCUGCACAUGCUCGUCACGUGGAUUUUCGCGAGCGAGACGCGACGCAUGGCGCGCGAACGGUACGGCAUCAGCGGCUCGUGCUUCAGUGAUUGCUGCGUGGGGUGCUGGUGCCGCAGCUGCACUACUCAGCAGGUGCUGUUGGAGAUGACCGUGAUGAACGACUUCCCGGGUGCGACGUGCUACAACGCGGUGCCGCAGCCGAUGGAAUUUGAGAUGGUGUAG
This is a messenger RNA of Leptomonas pyrrhocoris, 786 nucleotides long. Its product is annotated as putative ama1 protein. Lineage: Eukaryota; Euglenozoa; Kinetoplastea; Trypanosomatida; Trypanosomatidae. The transcript has a single exon. Bases 115 to 786 code for a protein of 223 amino acids. The record is from RefSeq and is a predicted model, not a curated record.